Molecule: messenger RNA, 2297 nt
Organism: Cyprinus carpio (common carp)
Lineage: Eukaryota; Metazoa; Chordata; Actinopteri; Cypriniformes; Cyprinidae
Product: LIM homeobox transcription factor 1-alpha-like
Biological process (GO): regulation of transcription by RNA polymerase II; neuron differentiation
Cellular component (GO): nucleus
Molecular function (GO): DNA-binding transcription factor activity, RNA polymerase II-specific; RNA polymerase II transcription regulatory region sequence-specific DNA binding
Source: RefSeq, a predicted model, not a curated record
CCGAGUCUUCACUCCAUCACAUAAAGCGCGCGCCUGAACAUCACACACAGUCUGGCUAUGCUUUUGCGCCACUGCGUGCAUUUUGGACUAUAACACUAAAGUUUGGCUGCUGGAGCACUGGUGCCCGUCCUCUUCUUCAAAGGUAUUUUGAUGUUACCUACAGAAAUCUCAGGAGGAGUGUGUUUCAGCGCUAGUCAGCACUCCAAAGAAGGAAGAAACGGAAUGAAAACAGAAGAAAACCAAUCAUGUCUUCAGCAGGCCCCCUCCGCCACCCCUUACGAGCACGUGGGAGGAGGUGAGGUGUGUGCAGGGUGCGAGUCUCCCAUCGCGGACCGCUUCCUCCUGCGCGUCAAUGAACUGUCCUGGCAUGAGACGUGUGUCAAGUGUGCGGUGUGUCGCAGCGCGCUGAGCGGGACCUGCUACUGUCGGGAUCGCUUGCUGUACUGCAAGCAUGAUUAUGAGAAGUUGUUUGUGCGGAAGUGCAGUGCCUGUCUGCAGGCGAUCGGCCGCUCGGAGCUCAUCAUGCGUGUGCUGGGACAGGUGUACCACCUGGGCUGCUUCAGCUGCUGCGAGUGUGAGCGCCGGCUGCAGAGAGGUGAUGAGUUUGUGCUAAAGGAGGGACAGCUGCUCUGCCGGGGAGACUAUGAGAAGGAGAGAGAGAUGCUGGCUGCCAUCAGCCCGGCCCCUACUGAGUCAGUAAAGAGUGAGGAUGAGGAUGGUGGUGGUGUCUCUGUUGGUGGGAAGGCUGGGGAUGAUGGGAAGGAGCACAAGAGAUCCAAGAGACCACGAACCAUCCUGACCACACAACAGCGGCGCGCCUUCAAGGCUUCCUUCGAGGUGUCUUCCAAACCCUGCCGAAAGGUCAGAGAAACUCUUGCAGCUGAGACUGGACUGACGGUGAGAGUCGUGCAGGUGUGGUUUCAAAACCAGAGAGCAAAGAUAAAGAAGAUCGCUCGCAGACAACAGCAGCAGCAGCAGCAGCAGCAAGAACAGGAGCAGAUGGGCGGGACGAGGAGGGGUCCGAGCAGAGGGGGUCGCCAGAGUAACGAUGACAGCGAGGAUGGCUCCAGCAGUCACGGACUGGACGGGCUGCUCUCAUAUUCCUCUCUGCCACGCCAACAACUGCUGGCUUUGGAUCCCAACAUAUAUGGUAGCGAGCAGUUCCGACACGGGCUCACGCCACCACAGCUAGGCCCCGAGCAGAUGCACUCCUAUGACUCGGUUUUCCAUGACUUGGACAGCGAUGGAAGCCUCAGUCAUCUCGGAGACUGUCUCUUGUCGACUGCCGACGGUGGAGUUCUGGCAGGGCGGAUAGGAAACCCCAUUGAUCGCCUCUACUCCAUGCAAAACUCCUACUUUACCUCAUGACCCUGGUUCCAAGUGCUCCUCCACCGCUGCAGGGGGCGACAAAUAGAUUGAGUCUCACUGCAGGCGUCUUUCAUCAUCAAAACUAAUUGAAUCCCUCAAUCUUAUCUAAGUCAAGCCAAUAAAGCUCUAACCAACAAAACCAAGACAGGAUCACACCCUAAAAAUUCAAUUUAACACUUAAAAAAAAAAAAGCGGGUGUUAACAAGUGGCUAAAUGGGACAUUUGGGUCCAAAUAGUUGCUUUCAUAGCCUCAUUGAGUUUAUAAUCGCCAACUCAAAAAAAUUUUUGUGUUGUGCUCAUUUGUGAAGAUUAUCAUGAUGAACAAAACAUGUAUGAUUCAUAAACUUUUGUUGAUCACAGAGCUUAUUUUCUGCAAUUAAAAAAUGCUAUUGGGUUUUUGUUUAAGGAACCAGGGUGAUGCAAACUUCUGGAUUGCCCUGCAAAUCAUCACUGCAGCUCUCUAUAUCGACUACUGAAUGAGUGAAUGAGACAGAACUUCUGUCCACUAUGCUUGUGGACACCACUACAAAUGGCUCAAAUAGUACAGUUUGUAAGGAUAAAGGGGUGAUUUCAGACACAGCCCAAGUCAGUUUCACAAGUCAUAUCACUCUCCUUUGCCUUGCCAUCUUUAUGUACCAUCUUGAAUAGGAAUCAGCUUUUAUUUAAACCGUACGUGAAAACCAAAAGAGUCUAGCAUGCUGCAUAAGUCAAAUGUACAUUAAUAUUUCUUGUAAAGAAACGAGGUUUAUUAAAGGUGCACUCAGUUUUUGUAUGUUGACCAAUAUAGCAGUUGCUUUGGACUUACAGUGACACCUAGUGGUGUGGAUGUAGCAUCACUCAAACACAAAAGCAAGGUUAUUAUAGUAAAUUAAAACUAAAGCAUAAAAAAAAGUUUUCAUUACUUUAAAUAAAAUGUAAUUUAACCUCAA